AUGCAGUCUCAUUCCGACCCAAUCUUGGUCCUGGAUCCGGCCAUGCUGUCGGAUCCUGCAUAUCUGGAUGAGGAUCAUUCUGAUUAUGAAUAUGAGUAUCACGACCACGAAACGGAGUCAUUCUAUCUGAACCUCGAUCUCACUUCCCAUCAUGGCCCAAAUCGACCUCCGAGACGACGUCCCGAUCCUCCGCAAACUACCAUCUCAUCUGCCACCACUCCCCCCGAGGCUUUAUCGGGCAAUACGCCUCGAGACGACGAGACGGAGCCUACCCUGGCCAGCACCGAAUUUGGCAACAGUCUCGCGGAGCGGGUGCAGAUCCUAGGUCUUCACACCCGUAAUCCGAUCGUUUCAUAUCGGAACCAAAUCUACAGUUGUUCCUGGGCUGACCAGAUCGGCACGGAACUAGUCUUCUCCCAACCAGAGCUCGACCCCGAGCCGGAUUCCGUAGCUCAGACCUCUCCCUUGAUGCGAAGGAAAGACUUUGAACUCAUUGCCGCCAACAGCGUUAAGAUUCUAGGUCGCAAAGCAAAUCUAAUUUCCAGUACCAGCCUGGUGGGACCAGCUCAGGACCCCCUAUAUUCCGACCCCGCGGUGCAAGGAUCGGAUCCGGCUACUGGAAUGAACCGUAGAUCGGUGCCCCUGACGAGUCACGCUCGCUUUAUAGACCAACUCAAGAGUGUCAAGCAGGCCAAGGGCGAGAUAGAUACUGUACGCGGUUCCUUCAGUUUAAAACGAUCCCAGAAUCUGGAGGAUCGGCUACGCGGUUGGGCGCGGACAGACGAGCAGCUGGCGGAGAUUCAGCGGCUUAAUAAUGCGGCCAUUCAGGGCAAUCCCACAGCCAUGGCGGAGUUGGAGAAGUUGUAUGUCCAAAUUAGAAAUCAGGAGACGGGCCCCUCGGAAAAGGCAUCUCAAGAUCGCUGA
Messenger RNA from Aspergillus tanneri, 924 nucleotides. RefSeq names its product TFIIIC subunit 6 family protein. Bases 1 to 924 code for a protein of 307 amino acids. The transcript is spliced from 2 exons. Lineage: Eukaryota; Fungi; Ascomycota; Eurotiomycetes; Eurotiales; Aspergillaceae. The record is from RefSeq and is a predicted model, not a curated record.